Funneliformis geosporum is the source of this 1161-nucleotide messenger RNA. Lineage: Eukaryota; Fungi; Glomeromycota; Glomeromycetes; Glomerales; Glomeraceae. The record is from the annotation of a GenBank genome assembly.
AUGGAUCUAGUUCAAGAUAUCCCAACCGAAUAUUUCUAUCCGAAUUUCAAUCAAAAAGAUCUCACACCUGAAGUUGGUUAUUAUCAACCUGAAACUUCAACUUUUCAAUCCUCGUUUGUUGAAGAUUUUAACUUUUACCCACAACAAUUUGAUUAUACCCCAUCUUAUGGUUCACCACAAAGUUCAUUUCAAGAAAGUAUAGAAUCCUCUCCUUCGCUUUCAGAUUAUGAACCUUCAUCUGAUGGUUAUGCCUCUUGUAUAAGUUCCGGAAUUUCUUCACCAAAUCUUCCGACCGACACGAUGUAUUUUGAACAAGAGAGAAGGAAUUCUUUUGAAUAUACUUCGGACUUUUCACAAAUCAAUCAAGAAACCUAUGACAUCGAUGCACAGUUUCAACAAUUUGGCGAUCUAGGUGUUGAACCAGUUCCUUCGCUUAAACUUGACACAAAUAUUCCUCCUUCAAAUGAUCAAACCGCGGCUACGGAUAAUUUUUUCUCUGAUUCUACUUUUGCUCAUUGCUUGUCAGUUGAACCUCAACCAAUGUUUAACUUGGUACCAGCAACCCCAAUCACUCCCACAAAGGCUGCUGCUAUCGCUGAUAGCCUUUUCCCUUAUACAAUUCAACUUCCCCCACUUCAAUCUACUUCUGUACCUAAUCCUGAUGAACAAUUACCAACGACCAUUAGAAAAUCAGAUUCGAGUUUAUUACGUGGUAGAAGCCAUUCUACGGUUUCUCAUCGGGGUCAUCGUAAAUCACUUCCAAGUGAUAUGGUAGAAAGGUUAUAUACAAUGAAUUUAGCACCUCCAAAACCUGCUCGUAAAUCAAAAACUGCUGCACCUUUCGAAUGUCCUUACGAGGAUUGUCCAAAAACUUUUACUCGUCAAUACAACCUUAAAAGUCAUUUACGUACUCACACCGAUGAAAGACCUUUCCUUUGUGGGUAUCAAGGUUGUAUGCGAGCAUUCGCAAGACAACAUGAUCGUAAGCGUCAUUAUAAUUUACAUUUGGGUUUUAAACCUCACGUGUGUAGCCAUUGUGGGCGUGCUUUUGCUAGAUUAGAUGCUUUGAAUCGUCAUCUUCGUUCAGAUGGUGGUGCUCCUUGCGCUCAAGCAACUCUUCCAAAUUCUGGUGCAAAAAAAUUUAAACCUGUCAACAUGUAA